Molecule: messenger RNA, 2614 nt
Organism: Bicyclus anynana (squinting bush brown)
Lineage: Eukaryota; Metazoa; Arthropoda; Insecta; Lepidoptera; Nymphalidae
Gene: NGR-A31
Product: trissin receptor-like
Exons: 7
Coding region: 252-1604 (450 amino acids)
Biological process (GO): G protein-coupled receptor signaling pathway
Cellular component (GO): membrane
Molecular function (GO): neuropeptide Y receptor activity; peptide binding
Source: RefSeq, a predicted model, not a curated record
CUGGCUUCGACGCGGUCGUGGCGUGUUUCCCGUCUCUAGCUUUUCAUGUUGCGAAUUUUCCGAAAUCGAAACAUUUUCGAACAAGUGUAAAAAGUUCUUUAAAAGUGAUAGUGAUGAUUUAUUGUUGACUAUUACAUUUUUUUUCUAAUAGUUAAUUUAAGUUUGGUUGUACAGUUUUUAAAGUUCGUUUAUUAAGAUGGACGAGCUAAAGCUAAGUAAGCAUUUACGAAGAUAAAUAGAAAGCCGAAAUUAUGUUCCACAUGAAAUUGUUGAUCGAGUCCAAUGUUAUCCACAAUGCUUUGGGGGCUGCCAACAAGACGGAUGCCAAGGUCACCGACAACACGACCUACAUAUCGAGGAGAAACGAAAGCCCCUACUCUAUGGAGGACGAUGAGUUUAUAUUCGACAGAACAGAUGUUAGAGCUAUAUUUAUAACUCUCUACACAAUUGUGUUUUGCUGCUGUUUCUUCGGCAACCUUCUCGUCAUCCUCGUAGUGACUCUGUCGAGGCGACUGCGCUCCAUUACAAACUUUUUCCUCGCCAACUUGGCUGUGGCUGAUUUAUGCGUUGGAGUGUUUUGCGUUUUCCAAAAUUUAACAAUUUAUCUCAUUCCAAGUUGGGUGUUCGGAGACUUCCUCUGCAAGAUGUACCAGUUUGUGCAUUCCUUGAGUUAUACAGCUUCGAUUUUCAUAUUGGUUGUGAUAUGCACUGAGAGAUACUUUGCCAUUAUUCACCCUAUCACCUGCAAACAGAUUCUAACUUCGACGAGGUUGAGGUUGGUGAUACUCGGUGUGUGGAUAACAAGUGCCGCCUACAGCGCUCCCAAGUUCAUAUGGGUAGAGACUAUCACAAACGAAUUCGGUGAUGGCCACGUGGAGACAAUAUGCAUUCAACACCGAAUGAAAUACAACUCAGAAAUAUUCGACAUGGUUAACUUCGGCCUCCUCUACGUAACCCCGCUCUGCGUAAUGACGGUGCUGUACACAAGAAUCGCAGUAGGGUUGUGGCAGAGUUCCCACGGGCUAGGCCAGAUGGGCCAGGGCCAGUGCUGCUCCUCGCAAUGUCCACGAGCGGACAAACCCUCCCCCGCCAACGACGCCCAAAGGCCACUCGGCACAUCGGAAACUAAGGGAAAAUUGUCGACACCGUCAAGAACAAAGUCCUGUCGCGAGACCAGAAGUUGCCACCAUUUGAGUCAUCUCUCCCGCAACGUGCUGCGUGCUCGACGCGGCGUAGUACGAAUGCUGAUUGUGGUGGUGCUGACCUUCGCCAUAUGCAAUCUGCCGUUCCACGCGCGUAAGAUGUGGCAAUAUUGGUCCAGCGGCUACGAAGGCAACAGCAACUUCAGCGCUUUACUGACACCGCUCACGUUUCUAAUAACGUACUUCAACUCUGGCAUAAAUCCGUUAUUGUACGCGUUCCUAUCCAAGAACUUCAGGAAGGGUAUGCGGGAAUUGCUCUUCUGUAACUUUUCUGGGAAAAGGAAGAGCGAUAACUUGAUAUUGUUGAACCGGGUCGGCGGUGGGGGACUACGGAGAAGUUCGACCCGAUCUACGCGAGCUAACUGCAGCACGGUGACCACUGCGCCAAAUGGAGAGUCAUGAGGUUUGCAGCGACGACGGUAUCUCUACAAAAUCGAGAACACGGACAUUUCCUGAUUAACGGACAGCACCGACGAGGUAACCGACAGCAGCGGCUUUUACACUGUCUCCACCAUAUCAAGGAAAGAUCUGUAUGAUUGAACCGUGACAUCGAACGAGCCGUUGAUUUCUGGUUAAUUGGAAAUGAUGUGUAGUGUGGACAUUGUUAAGAAUAGUGAUCUCAUGAGCUUACCAUAGUGCAUAAAAUGAUGUAUUGGACUAUUUAUCUAUACGCUGUUCAUGUGCAAAGAUAAAUAAACAAUAGGAAUGUAUGAUUGUAAUAUAAUGAAAUCGUUGAGCAUUUUUUUUCAUAGUAUAAAAUGUGACAAACUUUGUACCUAAUGUUGUAAUUAAUGUAAGCUAACAUUGCAACGUUUUAUUAUUAAUAGUUUUAAUUACGCAUAUUGAAAAGUUGUUCGAAUAAUAUUUCUAGUUUUCAUACAAUUUGUACAUAAAAAAUAAAGUAUUAGUGCAAACAAUCUGUACAAAAUGUAUUAUAGUUUGUAUAAAGUUUAUUAGAACCUACAUAGAUUUACAAUAAAGUUAUCCCCUCUGUCUAUAUAACUAUAUCUAUUUUAUCGAUUUCGAUAACCUUUCUCUAAGUCUUUUUUUAAAUUUUUAUCUCUAACGUUACAUACUUCAGUACCUACGAGUAGUUUAUAGAAUACAUCACAGAUGGGAACAUGUGGUACAUUUAAUUUCCGAUUCGCAGUGGCUUCGCGUGUCCUAACCACGGCGAACGGUAAAUAUUUAUUACGUGUAGCUACGCUAAAGUUAAGGUUAAAAGUACCAAUACCAUUUCACUUUAUAGUUAGGAAUCGCUAAAUCGAUAGCUGUGUAUUUGUGAAUACAUGCUCCAACCUAUACCUAAAAUAAUGAAGUUUACUUUUAAAAUAUUUUGUAAAUAUAAAAUAUCAAUAUUUUAUAAAUAAAAAUAAAUAUAUUAAAAUAUUUUAUCUUUUGAAGCUUCUCCA